GUGCAGGUGCAGGGUAUGGAGGGCGACUGGCGGACCUACUGCGAGCAUCCGCUCUCGGUAGCGACCGCGGCGAUGCUGAAUCUACAACAACAGCACCAAGUCUCGGCGGUGACGACACACGGAGACGAUCCGGCCGCUUCGUACGUCUACGAGUACUAUAAACUGCCGGAGAAGACCACGGCCGAUGUCAAACUGCCGCCCACGCACGAACUAUGGUCCACGGGUGUGAUGGGCCCGAAGCUGCUGGUGCAGGAGGCGCCUGGCUCCGGUUCCGGCUCGACGAAUCGCAUGGAAGGCGGCGAAGGCGCCGGCGGAGGGGAGCUACACCAUUUCCUGCAUCAGUACAACCAACAGUCCCACAGUCCCGGGCAGAGCCUGCAGGGUGGCCUUCCGCUUCCGCUCAGCCCGCAGUCCCUCAGACACGACGGCUCGACCGGCUCGGGGAUCACCGGCGUGAAACGGGAACCGGAGGACCUUAGCUCGUCCCGUGGCGCACAGCAAUCGAGCAAGAGGCACAAACAGGCCCAGCCGGACAGUCCCACGCCGCCUGGGAUGUACCAUCAUCAUCAGCAUCAGCUGCAGGUGCAACAGUACGGAAGCCCGUACGAUCCGUACACGUCGUGCAGCCCUAGACUCCAGUCCACGGCGUACACGUCGACCUCGGCGACGGGCGGUGGUAACGGUGGUAAUCCGAGCGGCCUUCACCAGGAGGCGACCGCUGUCUACGUCACUGGGGACGCGUUGCCGCCAUUAGCCUCCUCGAGUUCGUCCUCGUUGUCAACCACGACCGCUUCGUACACGAGGUACGAGGUUGUGCCAAGCUCUUACGCGACGACACACGCGAUACGCUCGUCCUCUAGCAGCAGCAAAGUCCUGACCGUUGAUCUUCCCAGCCCCGACUCCGGCAUCGGCGCCGACGCGGUCACACCCAGGCAGGAUCAUCAUCCGCCCACGGCGCUCCAUCAGUCCUCUUUCGACUACACGGAAUUGUGUCCCGGAGGAACGGCAGCGGGAGCCGCGGUGGUCCUCGAGAGCGGCGCGGUGAUACACCAUCAGCCGCUUCAGCUGCAGUUGCAACAGAGCCACGCACAGGCGCAGGUGCAACGCGGAACAUUGGUGUCCUCGGCCGCGGCGAACGCGAGCCCUAACCCGAAUCCACCGAGGUCGCGACCUUGGCACGAUUUCGGCAGGCAGAACGAUGCGGACAAAAUCCAGAUACCAAAAAUAUUCUCCGCCUAUGGGUUCAAGUAUCACCUGGAGUCGCCAAUUAGCACGUCGCAACGCCGCGAGGACGACAGAAUCACGUACAUCAACAAGGGACAAUUCUACGGGAUCACGCUCGACUACGUACCGGAUCCGGACAAGCCGACCCUGAAGACGGGACAGACCGUUAAGAGCGUGGUAAUGCUGAUGUUCCGAGAAGAGAAGAGCCCCGAAGACGAGAUUAAGGCGUGGCAGUUCUGGCACGGAAGGCAACAUUCUGUCAAGCAACGUAUUCUCGAUGCCGACACGAAGAACAGCGUGGGACUGGUGGGCUGCAUAGAGGAAGUCGCGCACAAUGCGAUUGCCGUUUAUUGGAACCCACUCGAAUCCUCGGCGAAGAUCAACGUCGCGGUUCAGUGUCUCAGCACCGAUUUCUCGAGUCAGAAGGGAGUGAAAGGGCUUCCACUGCACAUCCAGGUGGACACUUACGAGGAACCGCCGCCGCACGCUCAUUCGUACACACCCCCGUCACAUCGUGGCUAUUGUCAGAUCAAAGUGUUUUGCGAUAAGGGAGCUGAAAGGAAGACUCGAGACGAGGAGAGGAGAGCGGCGAAGAGAAAGAUGACGGCGACUGGUAGGAAAAAGCUGGACGAGCUCUAUCACUCCGUCACGGAACGCAGCGAAUUCUACUCGAUGGUGGAUCUUCACAAGCCACCAGUUCUGUUCUCGCCACCGGCUGAACACACCAUCGACAAGUUCUCAACGAUGGAGUUGUCAGGCUUCUACGGAGGUGGAGGCGGGGGUGGUGGCGAUACAGACACGUCGUCACUGAGUAACGGGGAGGGCGGAGGAUUGAAGGCCGGUGGCAGCAGCCCUUAUCCUGCCUGCGGCAGACCGAGCCUGCCGGCCCUCAAGUUCCACAACCACUUCCCGCCCGACAAUCUGACUAGCCUGCACGACAAGAAGGACUCGUUGCUGAUGCAGGUGCAGGAGCUCCAGGGCUCGGUGCUGCAGGGCGUGCAACAGGCAGGUCUAACGGGCACCGUGGUCACCGGGGUCGGAAACCGUUUGCAUCUGCAGCAACAGCCGCCCCAUCUUCGACCAGCUGACGCCGAGGAACGUGUGAUGCUCUACGUUCGCCAGGAGUCCGAGGACGUGUACACGCCGCUGCACGUCACACCGCCGACCGUCCAGGGACUUUUGAACGCUAUUGAGUCAAAGUACAAAAUUGCAUCCUCGAGUAUUAAUAACCUCUAUCGCAAAAACACAAAGGGAAUUACAGCGAAAAUUGACGACGACAUGAUCCGAUAUUACGUGGACGAGGACCUGUUCCUGUUGGAGGUGAGCCACUCCAGGGUGAACUCAGACCCGAGCAACGACCGUAAUCCGAAUCCAGGCUCGCCAGGCGAUCCCGGUGAUCCGGGUGAUCCACCUGCCACAGCUGGAUACGACGUCACCCUAAUCGAGCUACCCUCAUCCCCCGCCCAUAUAGCUCAUUCACCUCUCACGAAUUCGACGCACGGGCACGGGCACGUUCACGAGACGGGCAACACGUGAAGAGAGGCGAAAACA
This is a messenger RNA of Dufourea novaeangliae, 2775 nucleotides long. It is a transcript of the gene grh, whose product is annotated as protein grainyhead. The record is from RefSeq and is a predicted model, not a curated record. Gene Ontology annotation, biological process: regulation of transcription by RNA polymerase II. The coding region runs from base 16 to 2760 and encodes 914 amino acids. Gene Ontology annotation, molecular function: DNA-binding transcription activator activity, RNA polymerase II-specific; RNA polymerase II cis-regulatory region sequence-specific DNA binding. Lineage: Eukaryota; Metazoa; Arthropoda; Insecta; Hymenoptera; Halictidae. Gene Ontology annotation, cellular component: nucleus. The transcript has 12 exons.